This is a messenger RNA of Plasmodium malariae, 708 nucleotides long. Its product is annotated as Plasmodium exported protein, unknown function. Lineage: Eukaryota; Apicomplexa; Aconoidasida; Haemosporida; Plasmodiidae. The transcript has 2 exons. The coding region runs from base 1 to 708 and encodes 235 amino acids. The record is from RefSeq and is a predicted model, not a curated record.
AUGAAGUCAAACUUUUCUAUUAAAAUUGGUAUGUUCAUUCUUAUAUCUUGGAUAUAUAAUAUUUACAGUGAAGAGAGUAUAUUUAAUAUAUAUAUGGUAGAUUGCAAGUAUGAUAUAAAAUUAUAUUUAAGAAAUUUUCGAAUACUAGUGGAAUGUAAAGAAGUAAAUGAUUCAAAUAUUGCACAAUCACAAGAAGAGAUACCUAAUUAUGAAAAGAAUUAUGAAAAAGUUUUAUCUUACGACAGAAAGGGGGAAAAGCAAACGAAUACACAGUCGAGGAGAAAUUCAUUAUAUGAUGAAUUUAAUAAACAAUAUAAGAUACAAAAAAAAAUAAUAUAUGGAAAAAAAAAAUUAUCUCGCUUUGAAAGAACUUUUUUUAAGAAACUUGAUUACAUAGAUUUUAUUAGAAAAAAUCAGUCAAUUUGUAAUAAAACAUACCAAAAAUUAGUAAUUAAAAAGUUUGGACUAUCAAUGUAUUUACCUACUUUAGUACUCUCGUGGGUGAUAUUAGCCCCAUUAGGAGGUUUAAUUUAUAGUUUUUUCCCCAAAACUGGAACAGAUGGUGAAAAUGGCGUAUCUACCAAAACUUAUGAUGUUACAUUAUUCCUUGUAUUAUUGAGUAUAUUAAUUGUCAUAUUGAUGACCUGGUUAGUUUUUACUUAUAUGAAAUUUAGAAAACAUAGAAGAAUUGUGAAAAGAAAAUGUUAG